GGUUCCCGGCCCGGCGGCCACGGGCAGAAGAACGGCAAGAAGGGCCCCGGGGAUGCUCACGCCGCUGCCACCAAGACCUACUCCCCCUUCCUCAACACCGUUUUCGUGGGCGGCCGCGUGGACUUCGAGGACUUCGUACAGAUGAUGGGGCCGAAGUUGAGGGAGGAGACGGCCCACAUGGUGGGCGUGAGGGAGCUCAAGAUCGCCUUUCGGGAGUUCGACAUGAACGGGGACGGGGAGAUCAGCAGCGGGGAGAUGCGGGAGGCCAUCGCGGCGCUGCUGGGAGAGCAGCUGAAGGCGCAAGAGGUGGACGAGAUCCUCCAGGACGUGGACCUCAACGGGGACGGGCGCGUGGACUUUGAC
Molecule: messenger RNA, 363 nt
Organism: Charadrius vociferus (killdeer)
Lineage: Eukaryota; Metazoa; Chordata; Aves; Charadriiformes; Charadriidae
Product: calcium-binding protein 2-like
Exons: 3
Molecular function (GO): calcium ion binding
Source: RefSeq, a predicted model, not a curated record